GUCGAGAUACUCUUUGUUGGGAUUGAUGAAAACAUUGCAAUACUUGAACAAUCUUCCGAAAAGAAAAGUGAUCUAAAUCCAGACACAAUGUCGACAGACAUGAAGAGCCAGAAUUCUGAGGAGUCCGACUACAGUGACCAGUCUGACGGCAUGGAUGAUGAUGAUGAUGAUGAGUAUCAGGAUCUCCAUGAUUACUACAAUGAAACAGAUGACCUUGACCUUGAGAAGCCAAAGAAAUGUGAUGACCCUGAGUACUUCGAGUACGAGCUGCUCCAGAUGGAAGAUGUGGAUAGGCUACUGAACGAGGAAAUAGAAGCACUUUGUACCCCUUUAAAGAUUACUCCAUCUCUUGCCAAAAUGCUGCUACUAACCCACGACUGGAGGAGAGAGUACAUCCUAGACAGACAUCAAAAGGAUCCUGCUCAACUUCUUGUCGACUGCAAAAUCAGGAGCUCUAAAAAAUAUGAUGAGAUGAUGUCAGGCAGCUCCCAUGUCUGUCGUGUGUGUGUGUGUCCUAGUCCAAGGGAGAACUUCCACGCCCUCAACUGUGGCCAUGCCUUCUGUGCUGAUUGCUGGGACAUGCAUUUCCAAAUCCAGAUAAAACAGGGAGUCACUAUAGGUAUCGAGUGUAUGGGCAAGGACUGCCCUGUGCUGGUCCCCGAAGACUUUCUGUGCAGUAUACUCAGUGAUACAACUCUCAGGGACAAAUAUUCCAUGCUCUCCUUCAAUGAUCUCGUCAAGACCCACCCGCAAUUGAGGUUCUGCCCAGGUGCUAAUUGUUCGGUGAUUGUUCGGGCUAAGGAGGCCCUAGCUAAGAAGGUCCUGUGUUCCCAGUGUAACAGCUCCUUCUGUUUCCGCUGUGGUAACGAGUACCAUGCUCCCACCGACUGUGAAACAAUCAAGCGCUGGCUCACCAAGUGUGCCGAUGACUCCGAGACAGCCAACUACAUCAGCGCCCACACAAAAGAUUGUCCAAAGUGCCAUGUAUGCAUAGAGAAAAAUGGAGGCUGCAACCAUAUGCAAUGUUCCAAAUGCAAGUAUGACUUCUGCUGGAUGUGUCUUGGAGACUGGAAGGCCCAUGGGAGUGAGUACUACGAGUGCAGUCGCUACAAGGAGAACCCCAACAUCGCCAACGAGUCCGUGCUGGUGCAGGCUCGGGAGGCUCUGAAGAAAUACCUCUUCUACUAUGAGAGGUGGGAGAAUCAUGCCAAGAGUCUGAAGCUGGAGGAGCAGACGUUGAUGAAGAUCCGAUCCCGGAUCCAGGACAAGGUGAUGACGAAUGAAGGCACCUGGAUAGACUGGCAGUACCUCCUGGAUGCAGCCACACUGCUCAAGAAGUGUCGAUACACCCUGCAGUACACAUACCCCUACGCAUACUACAUGGACAAGGGAGGUCGUAAGCAGCUGUUUGAGUACCAGCAGGCACAGCUGGAGGCGGAGGUGGAAAAUCUGUCCUGGAAGGUGGAGAGAGCUGAGAUUACAGAUAGAGGGGACCUAGAAAACCAGAUGGAUAUCGCGGAGAAGAGGCGGCUGACCUUGCUAAAAGACUUCCUCCAAGUUGCUUAACAAGGGCUACAAGUUGUUGUAUGUUAUUUAAGUCACCUGUAAAUCAUAAUCACUGAGUUGUCAACCUGUUCAUGAAAGUUGCCCUUGCCUUCCACACACAAAUAUCAGAAAGCGAUCGAAAGUACUGGCAAUUAAACAAACAAAACAUGUUUCGUAUUCUCUCUGGUUGUUUCGCCACCAUCAGGUCAAGGUCAUGGCUUUCAUCUUGUAAAGUCUCUACUGGGGCUUCCACUCAAUACUGCCGUUGCCGGGACUUUGCUUUCACAUUGAAUAUUUCCAAAAA
Haliotis rubra (blacklip abalone) is the source of this 1849-nucleotide messenger RNA. Its product is annotated as potential E3 ubiquitin-protein ligase ariadne-2-like. Gene Ontology annotation, molecular function: zinc ion binding; ubiquitin conjugating enzyme binding; ubiquitin protein ligase activity. Lineage: Eukaryota; Metazoa; Mollusca; Gastropoda; Lepetellida; Haliotidae. The record is from RefSeq and is a predicted model, not a curated record. Gene Ontology annotation, biological process: protein polyubiquitination; positive regulation of proteasomal ubiquitin-dependent protein catabolic process; ubiquitin-dependent protein catabolic process. Gene Ontology annotation, cellular component: ubiquitin ligase complex; cytoplasm. The transcript has 16 exons. Bases 88 to 1566 code for a protein of 492 amino acids.